This is a messenger RNA of Truncatella angustata, 1834 nucleotides long. RefSeq lists its product as uncharacterized. NCBI's taxonomy places the organism in Eukaryota, Fungi, Ascomycota, Sordariomycetes, Amphisphaeriales, Sporocadaceae. The record is from RefSeq and is a predicted model, not a curated record. The transcript has 3 exons. Bases 283 to 1686 code for a protein of 467 amino acids. Gene Ontology annotation, molecular function: protein binding.
ACUUUCCCUUCAAUUCACACCAGUUGAUGCAGCAAUGUCACUGCCCUCUCAAGCAACCAGCCAUACAGUUUCUAAAGCCAUCCACAUCGCGCGACACCAACACAAGCCAUGAUCAUUGAAUGUUACGACUAAACGCAAUCGCAUAUCAUUCGAAGCUACCCUACCAAACUACCCCAAACCUUUUCCCGUUUGGCAGCCAUCGUAUGACAGUCGCCGGGGUAUCAAUCCUUCAGCCCUACCACGGAUGUGCUUAGUCAUGAACCUACAAAUGAUGCAGCAAUCAUGAUCGACCUCCAUUCAGAUCAGUGGGCCACCCCUGAAGACUUUGAUCGAUGGCGGGACCUUAUCGUCAAACUGUACAUGGAGGAUAAUCGAGGUUUGAAGGAAGUCAAAGACAUGAUGGCGAACGAACAUGGCUUUCAUGCGACCAUGAAGAUGUACAAGUAUCGUCUAGCGAAAUGGAACAUACACAAGUACAAAAAGCAAGGCAAAGACUCGAAGAUGGGCACCAAGGCAUCAUCCACAAGUGCACAGAAAGGACGGCCGCCGCGCCUCAUCGUCGUCAGACCUUUCGAAUACGAGAAACCCACCAGGCCUAGCUCCAUUGUAGCUCGGCCGCUUGGCUUACGUGGGAGACCAGGAAACAUCGUCGCGAAACGGCAAAUGCAGACGCCAUCUUCACAACGUCUAUCUACACCCGAAGUCCUUCGCCUACCUGAGGAAGUCAUCCAGCUCUCAUUUCGGCUCGGAACAGGCUUAAUCGAUCUUGGACUCUGGAACAGCCGAACCGAAAUGGAGAACCCAGAGAGCAACAAAUGGUGGGGAAGAAUGAUACUGUCCUCACAGUUCUUCGACUUGAAAAAGUACAAGCAGGCUUUCGAGACUUUGAACACCGAGUUUGAUCGUUUCGCCUCACUCCUGGAACACCCAGACCCCGGCUUACUCCAGGGGGCUUAUCUGGCAGUACUGCAGCUGGACCCGCAAGUAGCACGACGGUUUCUGGAAUUUGCCGCGGAAAUGGCGGCCAUCAAGUUACCCGCUCUUCAUCCACUUCGGAUCUUACUAUCUAGGCUCAACCAGACGGAUAUGCAGGAACUUCGGCACUACGCCCACCAAAUCCUGGAAUCGUAUCUGGCUGCGUUGGAGACCAAGCUUGGCCCGUCAAACUCUGGAGUUCUGGUGUUAUACGAGAACCUGUACGAUACGUUGGACUUUCUGAGCCACGAGAAGGGGCUCCACUUCGUGGACCCUGGGGCGAUUCAUCAGAGACAACUGUUUCAAAUCCAAAAGCUCGAGGCUCUCGGACUCAUCCCCGAGGCCCAGUCCGCGAGGAUAGCGUUGGCUUUCGCAUUCUGGAGGCAUGGGUCAUGGGAAGAUGCAGAGCAGAUAAACGACGGUGUUCUAGAGUGGCUCCAAACGCACCCCAAAGAGCAGCAUUCGAAGAAAUUGGAUCUUUGGGAUAGCCUUUAUCUGCGAUUCCGUUGUAAGACAAAAAUUGGUACGAUGGAGGAUGUUACUCGAGUCGGUAGGGAAUAUAUUGAUACGUUAGAGCGGGACGUGGGGCCUCACAACAAGCGGGUGAUUGCAGCUAUUGGCCACUUACAGGAGUACUACAAGGACAGCGGCUAUUUGAAAGAAGCAGAAGAAUUAGAAAGUGCCAUGGAAGAGCCUCCCGAAACUGUGUAAGGAUCGGGCGUUGAAGUAAUUACAUAUUGGGGAAGAGCCACCAUUCCACAAACGUCAAGCGUCACAAAGGCAAUGAUUGUUUGUACCCAGUAAGUUAGCGAGGUGGUCUUAUUCUGGUGCACCAACGGUCCCAAGCUCCAACUCGGAC